UCAGCUGUGCGGGGUAAUGCCAGGAAGCGAGUGUCUUUUUGGAAACAAUACCGUGUGGUGCUAAGCGGCGGCGCCUCAGGUUGCAAGCCCGGGGACUUUCCGGCUCCCGCUCUUUCCGCUGGCGGCUCUUGUUGGCGCUUCAGCAGCAAGUAGUAGACCUGAUGAAAGGCGGGAUCCGUUUCGGAGAUCGCCGCUUUGAAUAAGCGACCAGGACUCCUGGAUCUUGUCUCCGGGAUACGAUCGUAAGCUUCUGCAGCUGUUCUGCCCGAGCAGAGGCGCAGUGGGGGCAACAGGUGAAAUGGAUCCCCCUGUUUACCUGGAAGAUGAUUUUUCCCAUUUGGAUGGGUUAGAUGACGAUGUGUUCCACUCUGAUGACUGUGAACUGGUCAGUCAGUCCAGCAAGAUGGCCUUUCGUGGCAUUUUCACCCAAAGCAAAUCUUACAACUGCCUCCUGGGCAGGUUCCAGCUCUUCCCACUUACACAUUGUUGUGGCCCCGGCAGCAGGCAUGCCAAACAACAGGACAAGGCAACACAAACCCUCAAUGCAUCCUCUUCCAGCCAGGAUAUCAUGUUACCUUGUGGAGUCACUGAAGAGCCUCAGAGACUCUUUUAUGGAAAUGCUGGAUACCGUUUACAUGUCCAACCAAUCGGUUUCACAUUGAAUCCCCAUCUCCAGGAGGAACCUCAGGAAAGUCUGCAGGAAUUGCGUACCGAAGUUCAGAUUGCACGGAAGUUACAGUGCAUUGCAGAUCAGUUCCACAGGCUUCAUCUACAGAGGCACCAGCAGAACAGAAAUCAGGUCUGGUGGCAGAUCCUUCUCUUCCUCCAUAACUUGGCCUUGAACGUGGAAGCCAACAGACAACGUGUGGGUCAGAGGUGAGACCUGCCCUCCCUCUUCCAGGUUCCAUCCAGUCUGCUGGGAGCACCAAACAAACCCAGGUUAUAAAUGUGUGUGCCACUGGACAGAUGUGAGGCUCCUGUGGACCCCGCAAGGGUGCUAGUUGUUGUACAAAAGACUUGUUUUCAAUGGACUCGCCUUCUGACUCCCUUGCCUUCCGUAGUGGGGAGCUUUGGUCCAACACUGUUGAAGAAAGAUCUUCCCAAAUUGUCUGGCUUAUAAUCAAGGUCCAAGGAGGAGCUGAUGUAAGGAAGCUUUGGAAGAGUUGGUGAUGGACUGUUGGUGAUAUUCUAGGAACGAGGUUUGGGGCAACUACCAGAUUCCUGAUAAGUAAACUUCGAAGAAACUCUUGUUAACAAGCAACUGUGAAACAGCAUAUAGAAUCUGUACAACGGAAUCCUAACAUUUUAAAUACUGGAGAUACUGGUGUAAACAAGGAGUGAGUCUUGAAUAAUAACACCCAAUCAUUACACUCAGGAACAUAUAGGCUCCCCUCCUCUCUUUUAACUCAAGUCAGAAAAAUGCAGUUAACUUUCUUAUCAAAUGUAACUUUCUUUACUACUCUAAAGCUGUAAUCCUUAUAGUAAUAAAAUAAGCCAUUAUCCAACCAAUAGGAUUUCUUAGCUUUCCUUCCCUAAGGAGAGAAGAAAGGUUUGUCCUCGGAGAGAGAAAUCCAGCCUCACAAGGACCUUCCCUAAAGCUACAAACUCUCUGCAGUUGGUACUAUGAAGGUCAGGAUGGCGGGGGGGGAUGGGGGGGCUUGCUAGUAGAAACCCUGUUUUCCACUGUCCUCAUAUGCCAACUUGCCUCUAAAGUGAAUAGGAUCAUGGCAGCCUGGAGCUUGUACCAUCCUUUUCCUUCCCAUUGAAAACAUUGGGCAGGACAAGGAAAGGAAAAUUCUCUUUUUGGGGGGAGAUCCAGUCAGCUUAAGCUACUAAAAUUACAGCAGAACUUAUUCAGCUUUCUGGGUUUCUCUCUUUUCUAAGUCCAAACAUUCAACAAAAUUUAACUUAGCAGAGAAAAGUGCCUUAAUUUUACAUUAAACUCUCAUUAUGAUUAUACUCAGUAUCAGAGAUGGAGCCACAAACUACUGAACGCCGCCACGUAUUACCUAUUUUUCUUUAGCUAUUUUUUAAAAAACGGAAGUAAAGUUUUUAUUGGGAAAACAAGAAAAUCAGAUACAUUGCAGGAAAGAAGGGGAAUGCUUUUUAUUGCCUGGCCAUAAGUAGAGGGGCAUCAAUCCGAAAGAUUCUGAAAGGGGUUUUGCACUCCAGUUUCAGGUUUCUGGAGUUUUCAGUCUUAGGGCAGGUGAAACGCAAAAAGAAUUAGAAGGCUGGUUAUGCAAAGAUUUGGCUACAUUUUUGCAAGAGACAUGUACCUUUCAAAGUGUUCGCCUGAAGACAUUUGCUAUUCUGAACUACAUAGCAAUACUUCCCCACUAUCUUAAGAGGCAAUAUUCCUACUCUAGGUGUUUUUAAGAUUUAGGGUCAGCGGUCACACAGUUUGAUUAAUGUUAAGUGCAUUUGCGGUUUCCCCUCAUGGCUUUCGCAUGUUGUGCAGAUCUAGCCAAUAUGGUUAGUUUGUGCUUUGUCGUAUUUUGAGGACUAAGAAAAUGGACUAACACAGGAAUGCAGCUGGGUGAUUGUGUGUUUAGUACUUCUUCCCAAAAAUAGCUGUAAUGAGAGCAUCUCUAACAUAAUGGCCUUUUUAUAUAUGGAUUUUAAGGAAAUAAAAACAACAUGAAUUAACAAUAUCCGCAUCGUUUAAAUAUUUCCCAAUGUGAAGGAACAAAUAGUUCAGACAAAGUUCUAUUCCAAAGUUUCUAAUACUUACAUUUUUAAUUUCAUAUUUUCGGAGAGGGAUUUUAGAGUUUAGCAAGCAGCUUAGUCUCCAGCUUUUGCGUCUCUGUGCUAGAUUUCCUUCCAGCUUUGCCACCGUGCCUUCACUAAGAGAGUCUUUGCCCCAUCUGGCCUCAUUAUGGAACUGUAGGGCUAUAUUUCAGCAUUUAUGUAGUGAGUUGAAAACUUGCUGCUCCGAAUCCUGGACUGAAUCCAACUUCUGAUCUCUACAAAAAGAACAGAUUUCUUCUAUAGUACAAUCUGGUCUAAUGAAGCAUUCCUGCUGGUAGAAUGAAUAGGUGAUUUCUGAUUCCUCUAAAAAUCUCUUCUGGAAAAUUGUGGAGCUCUAGGACAGUGAAGAAGGUGAUGUGAAACAGAACUCCCUAAUAAGAAUUCUGCUUAGGGAGGUCCUGCUGGAUUCAGACUCCUAUUUUCACCCUCUUGAAAGGAAUCUAUCUAUCCCAAAUCCAUCUCCCCGAGAGCUUAUAAUUUGAAGAUGUGAAAAUGGAUCACCUGGGACAGGUUUCCACAAGUCAGGUGUCAUUUAGGUAUGCUGAAGAUUUAGUUCGCUAAUUCUCAACCAGCGAGAGGGCACUAGGUUGGGAAAGGGUGACUUAAAUGAAGUGGCUCCAAGAAUCAAGAGUUUCUGAGCCAAGUCUGCAAUCCCAACCAUAUCAAUAUGUUCCUAUGCCGCACCUUCCUUUAAUUGACUCAGACAAAUAACAUUGCUGACCAUGACUGCAUCGUGCGGUAUAAAGAUGGAAGAUUGUUUCCUUGGACUUUUUUUAAUGGGCCAGAUUCAUUUUUGAUAACCUCUUUAGAUGCUACUCCUCUUCCUGAUCAGUAUAAGGAGUUUUUAGCCUUUUUGCCGUGAGAGCAGAUGCAUUAGAUUGCCUUGUUUGACACAUGGCCUACUUACCCAUCGUCAAUUUGGACACAGGGCAGACAUCUGAAGCACAAAGCUUUAUUGUAUUAUUCUCUGCAGUGGACUAAGCAGUAACUAAGGGAUGGAGAAGUAGGGCAUGUUAGCACAUGCAUGUUGCCUUCUAUACAAUUCUUUUUGUGUGAAGACUAGAAAUCCCAAUUGGGACCUUUAAGAGUUUUACAUUGUGUCUUCUUUAACCUAAUACAUCAGAAUUAUUAUUGUUGAACAGUGGUUCCCUCCUCCCCACUAUUACCAAUGAUUACUGUCUGUUUAUACUAAAAAGUUAUGAUGAUAAUAAUAAUAAAUGUGUAUCUAUUUAAGUGUAUAAUCAAGAACAGAACCUGUAACGGGGCUGAACUGGUUAUAAGGCAUAAUAGCUUCAUCCCACCAGACGUAAUUAAUGUGUUCUAUUUCUGGAUGAGGACCUGGGAAGCCUAUUUGGAUUUUAGAUUUUUCAUAUUGUGUAGGACCAGAACAACCUGCUUAAUAUCUAGUAAUAGAAAAAGAGCAUGUGAUUUUUACUUAUCUCCUCUGGCUUCUUGUGACCAUUUGGUGUCCUUAUCUUGUGCAUUCUAACUGGACUACCACCUUGGUUUAAUGAGACACUUCUCAAUGAAUUCUGUGAAUCUUCUUAAUAAUACAACCUGAUGUUGCUUAUGAGUCCCAAGUUUUUGGAACUCUAAUUUUUGAAUGGAUAGAUAGAUAAAAUCAGGGCUGGCUUAGGACAUCUACACUUCUAAAAGAACACUUCCAUAUUCUAAAGUUCCUCAAUUAGGGAGCCCCAUUUAGGGAGGGGCUCUUCUCUCAUGAUCAUUUAAUUCAAAGGAAGCAAAAGUCCUUGGCUUGGGGUGGAGGUUGCUUUGUGCCACUAGUUUACAGUUGUCUUUUCUCUUUAGUGGCUCUUUAGCAACUGAAAGAAAGUCUUUGCCAUGGUAGAAAGACCAUGGGAGAGCUCCAAAUAACCUGCAACAUUAUCUGAAGCGCUACUACCUCAGUAAAAUGUUGCAAAUGAGGCAGAGCAAUUUACAGCAAAAGCUUCCAUCGAGCAAGGAAAUUUCUUUUUACUAUCUCUUUCUCCUCAAUUCAGCUGGUUCUUUGUUAAUCCUUUUUAAAUCAAACUUUCCUUGGCUGCAUUCUCUCCAGUAAUAGUGCUUUUGCUGCAGUUCUUGGAAACUGAGACAGCAAUCAUAACAAACUGUACUGCCUGAGGUGACUCCCAGCUGCCAAAAAAGCCAGGCCAAGGUGGGGAGAGAAUAGAGGAAUGGUCUUCAGAUAAAGACCCCGAGGAUAAAGGCCCUGGGGACACUGGCUGAUUGUCCUGCAUCGGGCUUUUGUUGCGCAACGUCUGUGUCUCUAUAUGUAGCUGCUGUUUUCUUUGAAUUGUGUGGAUUUUCCUUUAUCCCAUGGCAUUGUGUUCUCCUAUUGUAGCAAAUCUGCUUGUCUUGUUCUGCCAACUUAAGCAGCCUGUUGGCAGUAAGUUCUUGUCAGUGUUCCCAAAGGCUGGAAUUUUCAUUUUUUAAAACUGUACUAAUCUCUUCACCUACUUGCAAGCUUUGGUUAUAAUCAGCCAAAGAGGGUGAUCUAACAUUCCCAUCGAAAACCGUCUCUGUAACUUUGCUUUCAACACAUUGGUUUUGGGUUUGGUUUUGUUCUUUGAGGAAUUAAAAUUGUGGCCUACUGGCAUUGUGACCAAACCCCAGAUAUGCAGGGAUACUGUUGUCAUGUAACAGUGAGCUUGAAGUCAUUAACUCCAAUCACUGUUUGGUACAAAAUAAGGACAUAUACAACAGGAGUUGAAGCUGUAACUGAGAUUGGCCACAAACUGACAAUCCCAUCCUAUAGAAAAGCCUGGGAAAGGCAUUAAUCACAUAAAAAGUAGAAUCAGAUGUGCCUUGGCUUUUCCAAAGUGAAAGAGAGCCAUGACAUGGGACAUGCAUUUAUUCCAGUGCUUCAUAUAAAUUACCCACGGGCUAUAAACAGAAUGGACAACAAUUAGUAGAUUUAACUGGCUGUGAUAAAUUAAAGGAGUCAUUACAAACACCACAAGUAUUGUGGCUAUAACUCCACUGUCGUCUCAAAUUGCCUAGCUGCCAUGUGGCACAUGGGAAGUUUCUUUAUACUGAAUAAGAACCAUAAAUAAUCUAACUGCACAGGCAC
Thamnophis sirtalis is the source of this 5818-nucleotide messenger RNA. It is a transcript of the gene BMF, whose product is annotated as Bcl2 modifying factor. Gene Ontology annotation, biological process: apoptotic process; positive regulation of apoptotic process; negative regulation of autophagy. Lineage: Eukaryota; Metazoa; Chordata; Lepidosauria; Squamata; Natricidae. The record is from RefSeq and is a predicted model, not a curated record. Gene Ontology annotation, cellular component: myosin complex.